AUAUGGUGCAAAACUAAAUGCUCCUCUUCAUGGGUCACACUCAAAUACAAUAAUUGCACCAUUUGAGCUUCUAAAUAAAUACUUUAAGCUCGCUACCACUUCAACACUACUAUUAACGGUUUUCUGAACUUCAGUUUUUGAGUUUGUUCUGUCAGUUCUGAAUUUUUGACAAUCCUUUAUUUGCUUCAUGAUCACUUCAAAAAAAGCCGCAAACGCCCUCGGAGGCAAGACGGCGAGAGCUUGCGAUGGGUGUUUGCGUAAGCGGGCACGAUGGUAUUGCGCCGCGGAUGAUGCUUUCCUUUGCCAAGGUUGUGAUUCAUCUGUGCAUUCUGCAAAUCAAUUGGCAAGCAGACACGAAAGGGUUCGGCUAGAAAUUGGAUCCUGUAAAGCCACCACCGACUUGGGGCUUGCAAAGAAUUCUCUGCCCGCUUGGCACCGAGGGUUCACUCGUAAGGCUCGAACCCCUCGGCAUGUCAGGCCGACAUCGUUGCAACCACCGAAGGCUGUCGAUGAGGAUCAGAAGAUCGUAAACUAUCUUCCUCUUGUCCCGGAGAUGGGUAGUGAAGAAGCUUCUCUUGAUGAGGAUGAAGAACAACUCCUUUAUCGUGUUCCGAUCUACGACCCAUUUGCUGCAGAGCUCUGCAAUGUGCCAAAUGAAGCUGAAAACAGACAGGGUGAUGAGAGAAUUGAAGCUUCUUUAAGGAGUGAGCUGAAUGUUAUGUUAAGUGAUCAUGACGGAUGUGAUGAAUCAUGUGAGUUGGAUAAUCUUCCUGGGUUUCUUCCAUCAGAUACGGAGCUUGCUGAAUUUGCUGCAGAUGUCGAGAGCUUACUCGGGAGGAGACUUGACGAGGAGUCUUGUGGUAUAGAAGGGUUGGGACUGAUAGAUUGUAAAGAAGAAGAUGGUAUAGAUAUGUGUUUUCACGAAGGAAGACAAUUUGUGAAGGUUGAAGAUGAAGAAUUAGAUGCUGAUGUGGCUAAUUCUCAUUUGGAUCCGGUUUUUGACAUAACAAGAGAAGCAAUGGAUUGGAACUUCGAUUAUGAGUUGCCAGUGAGUGGCAAAGAGGAAGAGAAUGUGGCGGCCGAGGCACAGACGGCCAUGAUGGACAAGGGAUGUACAUGUAAAGCGGAAGUGAGAGGGAGGAGUAUGUUUUUGAGGCUUAACUAUGAAGCAGUCAUCACUGCCUGGGCUAGCCAAGACUCUCCUCGGACAACCGGAAUCCAACCAGAUUUCAACCCUGAUGACUGCUGGCCAGACUUCUUGGGUGUGUGCCCAAUGGGUAUUCAUCAAGCACCUGGAGGAGGCAAUAUCAUCGGAGGUGGUGAUGGGGGGAGAGAAGCAAGAGUGUCGAGGUACAGAGAGAAGAGGAGGACGAGACUGUUCUCGAAGAAGAUAAGGUACGAAGUUCGGAAGCUGAAUGCAGAGAAAAGGCCUAGAAUGAAAGGUAGGUUCGUCAAGAGGACAUCCUUCCCAGGUCCUGCGCGCUUUUCGUGAUUACCCCAUCAUCAAAUAACUACCAAGUAUCAUGCAACUGCCAAUUUUGGUCGUGGCAAAAUUGGAAUGAUCAGGUAGCUAGCUAGUUAAUUAACCUUUUUCUUUUCUUUUUCUUUUUCUUUUUUUUUUCAGAAGCUAAUUAGGCUUUUUUGAUGGCCUUUUUAUUUCAUAACAAUAAAUGGAAGUGAAGUAGAUAUUACAUAUA
Molecule: messenger RNA, 1697 nt
Organism: Cornus florida
Lineage: Eukaryota; Viridiplantae; Streptophyta; Magnoliopsida; Cornales; Cornaceae
Product: zinc finger protein CONSTANS-LIKE 16-like
Exons: 2
Coding region: 188-1492 (434 amino acids)
Biological process (GO): regulation of DNA-templated transcription
Cellular component (GO): nucleus
Molecular function (GO): protein binding; zinc ion binding
Source: RefSeq, a predicted model, not a curated record